AUGGCUUGGCUGCACCUUUCUUAUCCAAAUGAAAAUAAACCCAACAGAAUGACUUCUAUUCAAAUCUUGACAGAAUAUCUUGAGGAGAAUGCCAUUGAUUCUAAUUUCAUUUUUGAAAACCUCGCAACAAAAGCAUAUUUUGGAAUAAUUGAAAUGAGGUCACCAUCAUUGUAUCUAACCUUCGAAGAAGUUCCAUCAUUAGCUACUGAGUACUACAUAAUGCGCAGAUGGAAUGCGCCCGGUCUUCAGAAUCAAAAUAAAUUUGAAGAAGUAAAAAAGAGGAUUUUUUAA
Meloidogyne enterolobii is the source of this 291-nucleotide messenger RNA. The record is from the annotation of a GenBank genome assembly. NCBI's taxonomy places the organism in Eukaryota, Metazoa, Nematoda, Chromadorea, Rhabditida, Meloidogynidae.